Fragaria vesca subsp. vesca is the source of this 2283-nucleotide messenger RNA. Its product is annotated as DUF21 domain-containing protein At5g52790-like. Gene Ontology annotation, biological process: magnesium ion homeostasis. The record is from RefSeq and is a predicted model, not a curated record. Lineage: Eukaryota; Viridiplantae; Streptophyta; Magnoliopsida; Rosales; Rosaceae. The coding region runs from base 1 to 2283 and encodes 760 amino acids. Gene Ontology annotation, cellular component: intracellular membrane-bounded organelle. The transcript is spliced from 17 exons.
AUGAGAGAGGAUGAUAUGCCGUGUUGCCAGGUCGAUUUCUGGGUGUUUAUAGUGAUCAGUUUGAUCCUUGUGUCACUUGCUGGUAUUGCAUCUGGCCUUGCAUUAGGACUCUUGUCUUUCAGCAAAAUUGAUCUUGAGGUCCUCAUUAGGUCUGGCCAACCCAAAGACCAGAAGAAUGCAGCAACAAUUCUGCCUCUUGUUAAGAAUGAGCAUCUACUGUUAUGUACCCUCCUCAUAGUCAAAUCACUGGCAAUGGAGGCACUUCCCAUUUUUGUGGACUCAGUUCUCCCCGUUUGGGCUGCCAUUCUUGUGUCCGGCACGCUUGUAGUUGCAUUUACAGAGAUUAUUCCUCAAGCUGUAUGUUCUCGAUAUGGAUUGCCUCUUGGUGCAAAAGGGUCUUACUUGGUACGAUUACUUUUGGUGGUCUUUUUCCCCAUAGCAUACCCUUUCGGUAAGCUGUUGGAUUGCCUCCUUGGAAAAGAGCCUUCUGCGCUCCUAAGACGAGCAGAGCUUAAAACAUUGGUGGAUCUUCAUGCAAAUGAGGCAGGGAAAGGUGGAGAGUUGUCGCAUUAUGAAACUACGAUUAUUGGUGGCGCUUUGGAUUUGACGCAGAAGACUGCUGAAGAUGCAAUGACUCCAAUAUCAGAAACUUUUUCCCUUGACAUAAACUCCAAACUUGACAUGAAUACACUGGGUUCAAUCAUGAGCAGAGGUCACAGUCGUGUACCAAUCUAUUCAGGAAACCCAAACAAUAUCAUUGGCCUCAUUUUGGCAAAGAAUUUAAUCUUCUGUCGCCCUGAAGAUGAAACCCCAGUUAAGUACAUGACAAUCAGAAGAAUUCCAAGGGUUUAUAGCAACUGGCCUUUAUAUGAUAUACUGAAUCAGUUCCGGAAAGGCCACAGUCAUAUGGCUGCUGUGGUGAGGAAUAAGAAGGAUGUUAAUAGACAAAGGGAAAUAGAUGCUAGGAGUUCAAGAUUAGAUUCAAUACGAGCAGAGAGCAAAGGUAACCAUCUGAGUAAAACCAUAGACAUAUCCUCUAUGUAUUCGAGUGAAAUUACUGAAUACAGCACUCCACUAUCAGAACAUGUCAUGGAACAAGAUGAAGAUCUUACACAAACACAUUACAAGCGCCAUAAAAAGCAGGGCGGUGGAAAUGUAUCGAAUGAAAGUGUAGGAUCUAUUCAAAGUCACUUAGAUGAAGAGGUAAUCGGAAUCAUAACAAUGGAGGAUGUUAUGGAGGAACUGUUGCAGGAAGACAUACUGGAUGAAACAGAUGAGUAUGUGGAUGUGCAUAACAAAAUUAAAAUCAACCUGCUACCUUCAAGACGAUCAUCACCCUCAAAAUCACAUAGAACUAAGUCUCCAUCUCAAAUCUAUUGGAGAAAUCUGGAGGCCUCUCCUCUAUCUUCGACAUACAAUAGUCCUAUACUCCGUUCUCCCAUAAAUUCUGCAUACAUUCAACCACCUCCUAUCUUCAUCACAAGACCUACUUUGUAUCCUUCCCCUGCUAAAUCAUCACUCAAUACCAGUUCUCCACAAGCUGCACCGUUUGCAGGCUCUAUUCGUGCCUCGCCGUCCUCACAUCGAGUGAUUGAAAGCGGAGUAGUUGAAAACUUGAGACUGACUGUUUUGGCCGGCGAAAUGAGCUCGGAGAGCGGCGGCCGGAGCGUUCUUGCUCCGCCGGAAUGUAACGCACAGGGACUCUCCAAACUGUCAAAAAUCAGAUAUACAAGGUCUUUUCUAGUCUCGUUGGCGAAUUCAAGAACAGAAACAGGAUUACUUGAACCGUCAGUUCUAAGUGAACUUGAUAGUCGAUUGGAGCGGCCAUGGGUAACUUCUCAUGAUUCAGAUUCUAAGAGUUGUCAAGAGAACUUAGAUAAAGGGCUGCUUAGAGUUUUAUCCAAAUCCAGGGAACCAAAAACCAUAUUGGGACUUGGAUGUGGAUGCAGUAUUUUAUCACCUAUUGCCUGUCUUAAGGGUACCAUUAUGGUUUUUGGUUGCCUGGAUUUGGAUAAAACUCAAAAUCACCUUGUAGAUCUUGUGUUUAAUUCGGGCGAGGAUGAUUCAGACUUGGUGCCUACCGAGACCGUUCGAAAGAUUCUUCAUAAGGAUGAGGACUUCUAUAUUGCAAGACCAUCAUUAAGUUUUUUUUUUGGUAAGCAUUGUCUGUUGAAAGAAUCAAUCCGUGUUCCUGAGGAAGAGCAAGCGGAUUCAGAAGACGAACUAGAAGAUAUUGAUUCUGAUGAUGACCCAGGAUAUGUGUUCAUAGAUAACACAAUGUAA